Messenger RNA from Talpa occidentalis (Iberian mole), 1035 nucleotides. RefSeq names its product tripartite motif-containing protein 5-like. The record is from RefSeq and is a predicted model, not a curated record. NCBI's taxonomy places the organism in Eukaryota, Metazoa, Chordata, Mammalia, Eulipotyphla, Talpidae. The transcript has 8 exons. The coding region runs from base 1 to 1035 and encodes 344 amino acids. Gene Ontology annotation, molecular function: zinc ion binding.
AUGGCAUCAAACAUCUUAGUGAACAUCCAGGAGGAGGUGACCUGCCCCAUCUGCCUGGACCUCUUGAAAGAGCCCCUAAGCCUAGACUGUGGCCACAGCUUCUGCGGAGCCUGCAUCACUGCAAACAACAAGGAGUCCGCAGCAACCCAGGAAGAGAAGAGCAGCUGCCCUGUGUGCAGAAUCAGUUACGAGCCUGGGCACCUGCGGCCUAAUCGGCAUCUGGCCAACAUAGCAGAGCAGCUCAGAGGAGUCAAGAUGAGCACAGAGGAGGAGCAGAAGAAAGAGCUCUGUGUGCGUCAUGGGGAGAAACUCCUGCUCUUCUGUAAGCGGGGUGUGCAAGUCAUUUGCUGGCUUUGUGAGAGGUCUCAGGAGCACCGUGGUCACCAGACCUUCCUCAUUGAGGAGGUUGUCCAGGAGUACCAGAUAGGAGAGCAGGAAGCAGAGAAGCUCCAGGGUGCCCUUGAGCAGAUGAGGGAAAAGCUGCAGAAAGCUGGACAUUUGGAAGCUCAAGUCACAGAAAGGAGAAUUUCCUGGAAGAGUCAAAAACAAAGUGAGAGACAAGGUGCAGAACUGAGAGGUCUCCUGGACUCGGCGGAGCAGAAGGAGCUGCAAAAACUGAAUAAGGAGGAAGAAGUCAUUCUCCAUAAACUGGCAGAGGAUGAGAGUGAGCUCGUGCAGCAGAGCCAGUUGAUAGACGUUCUCAUCUCAGAUCUGCAGCAUCGAUUGGAAGUGUCAGACAUAGACAUGCUGCAGGUUGUGACUCACAUCAUACAAAGGUGUUGGAAUUUCACUCUGAAGGAGCCAAAAACUUUACCCCAACAACAAAGACGUGUGUUCCAAGCUCCGGAUCUGAGAGAGAUGCUGCGAGGGCUUACCGACCUGGCAAGUGUGCGAUGCUCCUGGGUUGAUGUCACCUUGAAUCUGACCAGCAAUGGACACAGUGUUGCGAUUUCUGCAAAUAAGAGAGAAGUGAAAUCUUUGUGGGACAAUAUUCCAGUUAAAAAAUAUCAUGCCUUUUGCUUUGGGGGCAUCUAA